Molecule: messenger RNA, 2331 nt
Organism: Myodes glareolus (Bank vole)
Lineage: Eukaryota; Metazoa; Chordata; Mammalia; Rodentia; Cricetidae
Gene: Clvs2
Product: clavesin 2
Biological process (GO): lysosome organization
Cellular component (GO): endosome; clathrin-coated vesicle; trans-Golgi network
Molecular function (GO): phosphatidylinositol bisphosphate binding
Source: RefSeq, a predicted model, not a curated record
GGCAGCAGCAGCCCCAGGGACGCGCGGGACCCAGCGGCUCUGAGCGCACGGGGGACAGCUGGUGCUGGCCGCGGCGUACCACUGCUUGGGCGCACAAAGGUAAAGGCGGCCUCAGCCCUUGUGGCCUGCCUCGUCCCGGCGUUGCGGUCCUCUUCCUCCUUCCUCUCCCGAAGGCGAUAAUGGAUGGGCCGGAUGAGGACCUGGGAAAGAAGUGGUGGUAGCUCAGCCGGUCCCCACCCUUCCUGCUGAUAGAGGUAGUCAGCUGUCCUUGGAUGAGGUGGUCCAGGCUGCUUCCUGGCGAAUCCUCAGCUGGGUCGCCGCCACGGGCUCUUUCUCUGCUUGCUCCAUCCCUCUGAGAGGAGUUGAUGCUGGCAUCACCCCCGCCACCACCACCACCUCCGCGGAAGCCAGUGCUGAUGGAUGCUGGGGAGUGCCGCAUUGCUUAGCGUCCCCGCCUCCGGGUUUGCUGGCACAUCCUUCAGAAGGGACCGCAGCAGCAGCACGGUGCCGGGGCUGAGAUGUGCGUGGGGGUUGUUUUCCUUACAUCGUACAAGACAAGAGAAGAAGACAGACUCAAGACCCGGAGCGCCCAUGCUAAGUGGAAUUAGGGGUUCUUUUUUUCUUUUAUUUUCCCCCUUUCUUUUUAUUCAGAGAGAUAAAGGACAAGAGGCAGGCUGGCAGGGCCUGCCCAGCGGCCCACUUCUAAUGGGAGGCAUUGUUUUUUAGGGGGGGCUGGGGUUAGAAGUUUAAGUACUCUCCAGAAAAGCUUUUGUGUGUGUGUGUAUGGGGGGAAACAGGAGCAACAGGGUACUUGUCUGAACACGAAGAGAAACCAUUUCCUGUACAGGAAAGGAAGCAGACAGUAGCUAGAACUGGGGGCUGGAGUGUGGUGUGGAGGUGGCAAAGGCCAGGUGCAUUGUUGGACACACAAGGAGAGCUUCAGAGAGGACAGCUUGGGAGCAGGGGAACAAUGACUCAUUUGCAAGCUGGUCUCUCUCCUGAGACCCUGGAGAAAGCUCGCCUGGAACUCAAUGAGAACCCAGACACUCUGCACCAGGACAUCCAGGAGGUGAGGGACAUGGUCAUCACUAGGCCAGACAUUGGCUUUCUGCGCACGGAUGACGCUUUCAUCUUACGCUUCUUGCGGGCCCGGAAGUUUCAUCACUUCGAGGCUUUCCGCCUUUUGGCCCAGUACUUUGAGUAUCGGCAGCAGAAUCUGGAUAUGUUCAAAAGCUUCAAGGCUACCGACCCUGGCAUCAAGCAGGCACUCAAGGAUGGCUUUCCUGGAGGCCUGGCCAAUCUGGACCAUUAUGGGAGGAAAAUUCUAGUCCUGUUUGCUGCCAACUGGGACCAGAGCAGGUACACACUGGUGGAUAUUUUGCGUGCCAUCUUACUUUCUUUAGAAGCCAUGAUUGAAGAUCCCGAGCUGCAGGUAAAUGGAUUUGUUUUGAUCAUAGACUGGAGUAACUUUACCUUCAAGCAAGCCUCCAAGCUCACACCCAGCAUGCUGCGACUUGCCAUCGAAGGCCUUCAGGACAGCUUCCCCGCAAGAUUUGGAGGAAUUCAUUUCGUCAACCAACCUUGGUAUAUCCAUGCCCUGUACACUGUGAUCCGGCCUUUCCUGAAGGAGAAGACUCGGAAAAGGAUAUUCUUGCACGGUAACAACCUGAACAGUCUACACCAACUCAUCCAUCCUGAGAUCCUGCCUUCUGAGUUUGGAGGAAUGUUGCCCCCAUAUGACAUGGGGACGUGGGCCCGAACCCUGCUAGACCAUGAGUAUGAUGAUGAUAGCGAGUACAACGUGGACUCCUACAGCAUGCCUGUGAAGGAAGUAGAGAAGGAGCUCUCCCCCAAAUCAAUGAAGAGAUCACAAUCAGUGGUGGACCCCACAGCCCUGAAGCGCAUGGAUAAAAGCGAAGAGGAAAACAGGCAGCCUUUACUUUCUCUGGACUAAGAACUUCCCCACUUCUACCCCACGGAUUAGAAAUGGGCGGUAUUGGCUUUCAGCAACAGGGACAGCACUGUGGCAUCUACCUGCUGGAAAACCUUAUUCAUGUUAAUGUAGCAUAAUGCAUAAGGCAUCUGGCUUCCACAUUUGCCUAAACCAUGGGUGCCCCGGGCUAGAUUUUAAAAAGUCAAUAACUUAUUCUGUAAGUGCCAAGUUCUUUGUAAAUACAAUAUAGUCUUCACAUCCAGUUUGUAAAUUUUGGUAGUAAAGUAAUUUGAGAAAGAUUGACUCACAAGUUUGAGCCAGUGAAAUGGACUAUAAGAAGAAGCGUAAAGACACACACACUAUGAAAUUUAAUUAAAUGUAUCCCUGUUUCCUAUGAA